Lotus japonicus is the source of this 1756-nucleotide messenger RNA. RefSeq lists its product as uncharacterized. The record is from RefSeq and is a predicted model, not a curated record. Lineage: Eukaryota; Viridiplantae; Streptophyta; Magnoliopsida; Fabales; Fabaceae. Gene Ontology annotation, biological process: regulation of asymmetric cell division. The transcript is spliced from 4 exons. Bases 503 to 1399 code for a protein of 298 amino acids.
GCAUUUUCUGCCAGCCUCUUUCCUCCCUCAACAGUGCUAUGAUUUCUGGGAAUUUUUUCUUUCUGUCACCCAGGAAAUUUUGCUUCUGAAUGUUUAUCACUUUAUCUUGCUAUAUGUUAGAUGCAUAUAUUGGAUCAUGCAAUUUGAAAAUCCACAUAAUAAUCUCUCACUCAUUAUCCUGUCUUGUUUGAAUUCAAAUGUUAGUUUUCACACCUUCAUAUGCCUUUGUUCAAUCUGCAAAUUUUCUCUUUGUUUGCUUAGAUCUUCCUCUUCUUCCUAUAAUCAGUUCUCAUUACUUUCUAACGUGUUCUAAUUAAAUAGGUUUUUCUCCACUCAAGUUGCUGGAAUAGAAGAUUAGAUAAAGAGAGGAAAUUAAAGUGAGUGCCUAGUUUGUUUGUACCCCAAAAAGAAAAAAGAUUGCCCUGUGAACUGAAGGUGAUUUCCAACCCUUUAGCCCCUUGACUUGGACAAUUACAAAGUGACAAGUGAUACUUUGGACAGGAUGAGAAAUUCAAAAAUAUGCAGCACAAAACAAACACAUUUAUUCUGUUGUGAAGAUCAUAAGAAAAUUGUCCGGGAUGAACUUGAGGGUAGUAAUUUUGGGAUAAGAGAGUUUCCAAUGCAGAGGUUAUUCAAUGAAGGGUGCCGUAAUACCAAUGCUUCCGGUGGGUCGUCCGAUUUUAGCAAAGGAAAGAAUUGUGCGCCCGGAAUGAAUGUCAUGGACCAUGAUAUGCCUGAGCUGGUUGUUUUUAUCCAAGAGGAUCACCAGCAAUUUGUGAAGGACAUUUGCAUUGAUAAGGUAGUAUCACCAGAAGGCAAGUGUCAGUCAGAAGAAUAUGAAUUAGAUCAUGAAAUAGUAACAUGUGAAGGAGAAGAAGCGGAGGAGCUUGAUUCAACAAACAAUCACAAGAUUUCAAUUGAUCACCCCAUAAAAAAGACAGCAUCAGAGACACUUAGAGAGGCUUUCAGAAAGGAAACAGACUUUUCUAGAUCUUUCAAGAACUGGCAGAUAAAUUCAUUUUUAGCAGCAAUUGGCAGCAAAGUGGAGUUUCCACAUUGUGCAGAAUGUCCACAAGUUACUCAGGAAAGCAUGUCCAGAACCGAGACGAGUAACGCACAUAGCAUAACAGGUUCAGGCAAAAGACAAGUUGAUUAUCCUCAUGAGACAUCUUCCAUUGCCUUAGCCUCUCAAUCUGGUCCAACACCACAUACUACUCCUGCAACAACCUCUCACAAUGCCUCUCACAAAUCUAAUGAUAGCAUGAGCAGCACACAUUCAUUUGCUUUUCCCAUAUUACCUGUAGAAUGGAAUGGAAGCCCAGUGAGAAUGUUGGAAGCUGAUAAAAUUCAAUCAAGGAAGCACUGGUGGGAGAAGAUAUUGUUUCCCUGUUGCAAAUGAUGAUAGCUGAAAUUUGCAGUUUAGCAGACACUGGGAGUAAAGAGUUUUAUCAAAUCCUUUUUGGCCUGGAGAUUUCUUUUUGUGCAGCGUGUGACAUGCAGAAACUUUACUAUGCCAUGUUUACUUUCAUAGUGUUAUAGGAUACAUAUGGCCUCAUACCAAUUCUUUUGGGAUUUACAUGCAUAUUAAAUAUUCAUUAGUUAAGGAUUCUAUAUGUAAUUGUUCAUACUUGUCAGUCUAUUCUGUCCUCUCUUUUUUUAUUGCAAUAUAAACAAUUGAGAAGAUAACUUCUCUCCAAGAUGUGAUUAUAGUUAGGAACAUAAUUUGUAGUUUGAAUUAAACAGGGAAACCAUAUCU